AUGCCAGACGUCGAACCGCUCAGAUUCCCAUCAAGGGAGGGACGACCAAACCAGCAAGGUGAGAGUCAAACCUGUCUCGAUAUUUGUAAACCUAUGUAAACAUGCAGACUCACAUGUUUGUAACACAGUAAUAAUUUGUGUUUUGAUACAGCUACAGGGAGAGUUAUGGGUGUGUGUUAACAGACAUGCAUACACCAACCAGCCACAGUAUGAUGAACGCUUGGGCAAUGUAAUGAAAAUGUAUGUGCAUUGUAUUUUGUCCACUUCAUUUUCCAAACAUGAGCGGAACAAAAUAUUAGGAAAACCUUUCAAUAUAAUGCACUUCAAUACAGCUUUAACAAUUAAUUCAAAGAAUAUUUAUCAUCUAUCUGACCAUAUCAACAAAAACCGGUCUUGAGUUGUAUUCGAUCUCCCAGGUGUUCAUCGUAGUAAAGCUGGCCACUCCUAACAGAAUGAAUAUCAAUAAAAUAUGAACAAACAAGUGUGGUUAGUGAUUGUUCAGCAUACAUUAUCUGUUGCAGCCUACAGCAGACUGUUUUAUUUAAAUGGACAUUAUGAUAAAAUGUCAGAAAAUACAAGCAAAGAUUAAGCCAGAAGGAAACGACAUAAGCUGGUGCCACAAACUGUUUAACCCGUCCCCAGGUCAAGUUAGAAAGCUGUCCAAACAAAGUCCAGUUUGAAGACUGUAUCUCGAUUCCAGCCAGUGCAUCAGCUGGACUGGUUUUAGGAAGUUAAGCUGAUCAGUAAUAGAUAUGAAAACAGUUUGAUGACAGACACAUUAAGCUAUCCGAUAUCACCUGUGAAAUAGUGGGUGAAUCUGAUUGGCUCUCACUCUCACAUGAGCCUACUCUGUGGCAAUAAUACACCCUGCCAUUAUGAUUUAGAGCUUAUUCAGCCCACUGAUGACAUAUUGCCUUACCACCUUCCUACCCCACUUGGUUCUUUCACUGUGUAUUAUUCAUCUAAACUGCGCAGCAACAGAUGGCUUAUAUUUCUGGUUUCCCUGCAGUUUUUCCUCAACUGUUCUUGUAUUGGUCUGAGUCAGCUCAGUUGCAAGCCAUCCUACUGACUAAUCAUGACAGGAUAACUGUUAUUUCAGGUGGUAAAGAUUCUAUAAAGUGUGAGGUAGAGGAUGUAGUGCCCACUUUGUCCCGAUUAGAGUGCCCCCUUUCUCCACAGGGGCUUAACAACAACUCCAAAUGUGAUGUUAUAGUUAAAAAGAUGACUGGCAACAGUUCAGUAUAUGUUGAAACUGUGAGACACAACUCUAUAUAGUGUGUUUCAAUGACACUUAUACCAAAAUAUUGAUGUAUAAGACACUGGAUUGGAAGUAGUAGCUGAUGUAGUUGAUGUUAAUGUAAUCUUUCAUACAGAGAAGCCUCUAAAACUAAUAUAAAAUUGAUCUUUACAUUUCACAUUCACCAAAUCAGAGUAGAUUUACUCAUAAAUAAGCAUGACUUUGCACCAUACUUUAAUCUACACAAUAUUUUACAGAAAUUUGUAGGGAAAGAUUGAAAUCUGCACCACUGCUGUUUUACCUUUUUUGUCAGCCAGAUGGCAUCCUUUCACUUCUGAGAAUUCAGCUCGAAGGUUUUUUCCUUAGAUGUUCGAAUGAGUUUCCUCUGCUUUUUAUUGCAGAGCAUAUGCAACCAGAGUCAAGUUGAGUAUCGAAAAGCAUUUUUAAUAGCCAAAUAGAUUGUUGAAAUUGCUAUUCAGAAUAAACCAAGAAGAGGGAGUGUUUCCAGAUAGAGUGUUGUGUUUCAUUUUUUUAAUUGAACAAUGCUUCAAAAGAGUGUCCUUUCUGAAAGAUUUUAGAGGUUUUUGUGCCAUCAUGUAAAUGCAGCAAGGAUUGGCUUUUUACUGGUCCUCUGAAAGUUUGUUCAUGAUGACACAAAUUCACAUUUCUCAAUCUUUUGUGCCCCAAGACCAAGCAGAUCUUCAGCCAGUGUGCUCUGGUAGACGACGCACUUGUGUUUUGCUCAACAGUCCCUCGCCAUAUGUCAACACUGUCAUUUACCAUAUCCAGGAGUUCAAGAUGACAGUAGAAAAUUGGUUCCGGCAGGUAAACUAAUGUGAUCAGACCUGUGAAAGAACGUAGCAUAAAUGUUUGAUCAGUGUACAGAUCAAUUGAUUUUGUCUGUUUUGUCUUGCACCAGGCUGGUAAAUACCAUCCACAUCCGCUUGAUCAGGACAAACACUGUUACGGCAAAACUUUGAGGUGGUACUCUUGACUGUUUCAUUUACAGUUAACUUUAAUCUAACCCAAUGAAUUGUAAGAUACUGUGUAACACAUGUCUGAAUUCUUUUUGUAUUUUACAGAUUUCAAUCCAGAGACUCAGACUCUGACUCAGUGACAUCAACAGAAUUGUUUGUUGAAGGAAUCGCGAUCAGUGCCAGAGGUGAACAGAUUUUUUUAUCAAAGUACCAUCAAAGAACGAUUUUUGGGAUAUUUUUUUCUAUAAUUUUUCAUGUAGUUGAAAUGUAACACAUAGUUCCUGUAGCACUUACAGAUUAAGAGCUACAAUUAAGUGUCAGUGCAAUGUCAGUAAUGAGCCUCUUUAGAGAAGUGGUCAGUCAAUAAAUGAGUCUCUGCUACUUGUUCACAGUUUCUCUAUGAUCUUUAAUUAGGUGCAUGUCUCUUUGAAAUAUACCAUGGAUACAUUUUAGGGUUUCCUCCACUUAGUUGUUGAUCAAACAGUGUUAAAAUGGGUUUGCGAAAAUAAAAGUAGAGUUAGAUAAAAGAUAAAAGUAAAGAUACAGCAAAAGACACUGUGCCAACCAUGGUUAAGUUUUUUAUCCUCUAGAAAGAUGUCCAUUAUCGCCACUAUUGAAGAACAUAAAUGAUGUCCUUGGAGAGGUUGUGUAUCUGAUUGAGCGCCUAGAAGCUGAUAGGCAGUAUGCAGAGGAAGCUCUCCACAAAGAGAAGAGGAGAAAACACAUUUUGGAGGACGAAGUGGACAGCAUUUCACUUUGGAAGCAACAAGAGCACUCCUUUGCUGUCCAAAAAGGUCAGUGCCAGAGACGAGGUUUUUUAUUUCGCACCAUUGGCAUAUUUGUGUCCUAAGGAGUACUGUAAGGCUUCUGGUAAUCUAAAAUAUGAAUAAGCAUUCUUAUUUGCUUAUUCACAGUUUUGCAAUUUCUAUUUUUCUUUUCACAGAGCAUGAAGCUUGCAUUAGAGAUAUUACUGAACUACAAUGGCAGCUAAAAGUAGAAAGAGAAAAACUUGUCCAAGCCCAGGAGAAGCUCUCACACACUGAGGUGUUAAACCAGCGCUUGCAUGAGGACAUAAGCUUUGCCAAAAAACAAGGUCCCAUCGUGAAACAAAACAUGGAACUGCAAAGAGGCAUCAUAAAUGAAAUCAACACCGCACAAGCUGAGGUAACCUUGAAUUUAAUGCAGGUUUAUGAAAGACUGGAGACUUGUGUUUAGUUCUGUCUGCUGCUGUGUCUGUUUAGGAAUUAUUUUUGUGUUUUUGCAGGAAUUAUUCAGAUAACAGAUCAGAGUUUGUUUUCAACACAGUCAAGUUGUGUUAAUAUUAAAAAAAAUGUUGAUGAGCUUUGUUUCCAGCUGGAUGUGAGGAAGCGAUCCUAACACCACAUCUCGGUACAUUUUACACAUGAACAAGUCGCAAGGAUGGGAUGAACAGUCGUUCCAUCUCUCCUGCUUUAUUGUCCUUUCUAGCUCUGUUUUAAUCCAUAAGUAUUAUGGCACCAGGGAUUACAGUGUUUGUUGGUCUAUCGGUUCAGUGUUCAUCCAACACUUUGGCCCAAAGUGAAAUCAUUUGAACCAUUGACUGAAUUGCCAUGAAAUUUGGUCCCGACAUUCUCAGUCCCCAGAGGUUGAAUCCUAAUAACUUUGUUUAAUUCCCUGAAUUUUCAUUUAGCUUAUUCAGUUAAUUUCUUUUGUCCAAGUCAAGAUGCUCCCAAAUCUAAUGCCCAGUUCAGCCUCGGAUGUACUUGGAGUUUAACUGUAUUCAUGCGGUCAUGACAGUUUGCCAAACCCUGUACAGCCAAGACUGAUGAGCGAGAGUCUGAGGAGUUACAAGAACGAGGUCAACUUCGAUUCCAAAUCAAUGCAUGCAGAUUUAGGAUUUAGGACCAGGUACAAGCCAAGGAAAAACCUUUAUGAUGUGUAUUUGGCUCUCUGUGUAAGACUUAAUACCGCCUUUGACAGGGUAUAAUUUAAUACGAGUCUUUUACUGCUGUAAAUACCAAGACUUAAACUGACCACAAAUAAUAUUUGGGGAAAAACUGUUUGUCCUUCUUUGGCUAGGCUGAUGAGGUUUACUCAAAAACACAAAGUGAGCUCAUGCAGGUGAAGGAGGAGUUGAAAAAGCUGGAGCUGGAAGUCAACAAUGAAAAGAAAUCAAUGGAUCAUGUGCUGCUGUCAAUGAAGAAUCAGCUGACUAAUAAAGGGUGAGUAUCUAUCUUAAUGGCCUGGAAUGGCAUGGAGGUGAUCAUCCUGUGGCACUGCUGAGGCAUUAGUGGGGCCCAGGUUACUUUGACAAUGGCUUCCAGCUCGUUCCUGUUUUUGAGAUGGAUGUUUCUCAUCUUCUUGACAAAUAUCCUGCAGAUUGUCAGUGGGGUUUCAGACCAGGCCAGUUGGCUGGUCAGUCAAGCAAAAUAGUUUUAUGACCAGCAAGCCAUUUAGUAAUAAUUUUGGCAAUACGGGCAAGUGCCCUACUGGAAAAGGGGAUCAGCAUCUCUGCAAAGCUGGUCAGCAGAUGGAAGCGUGAAGUGCUCCAAGAUCACCAUGUUGAUGGCUGUGAUGACUUUGGACUUGGUAAAACACAGUGGGACACCCACAGGAAACAAGCAUGGGAAACCAAGUCAUAGACAGCAGAAACUUCACACUGGACUUCAAACACCUUGGAUUUUGUGCCUCUCCACUCUUCUUUCUGACUUUAGGACUGUGAUUUCCAAAUGAAAUGCAAAACUUACUCUCAUCUGGAAAGAGGACUUUGGGUCACUGAGCUCUUAGCCCAGAUACUUUAGGCAUCUGUGUGUUGCAGCACUUGACAUACUGACACCAAUCUCAGUCCAGUCCUUGUGAAGCUCUUCCAAGUUCUUGAUUCAUCUGCGUCUUGACAGUUAUGAGGCUGUGGCUGCCCCUAUUGCUUGUGCACCUUUCCUGCCAUACUUUCCCUUUCUUUAAAAUGAUUUGAUACAGCAAACUGUAAACAGCCAGCCUAUUUAGAAAUGACCUUCUCUGGGUUUUCUUCCUUGUGGGGGUUGUCAACAUCCAAAGACUACAAUUAAUUCAAGAUGCUGCCGCCAGACUUUUAACUCUUAGCAAGAGAGGUGACCAUAUAACACCAGUCCUUUCUGCCUUUUGCUGGCUCCCUGCAAGUUUUAGAAUAGAUUUUAAAAUUUUACGGCUUCUUUUUAAAGCCUUAAAUGGCCAGGCUCCAGCUUAUGUCUGUGAGCUGCUAACUCCAUAUGAGCCUGACUGCAGCCUGAGGUCUUCUAGUAGGAUCCUACUUGUGGUUGUAGAUUAAGAGGUGACUUAGUCUACAAUAUAUUAAAUGUUCACUUUGUUAAAUAACUGGUGAAAAAUAUUGAACUUUUAACAAUCUUCUAAUUCUUUGAGAUGCACCUUUAUCGUCUCUUGUGUAUAUUUUUUCUGCACACAGGCUAUAGUCCUUGUUGCACUGGCUGUAAGAUUGAUUUCCAGCCCCAGCAUAAGUAGGAGCAUGUCAUCCCCUCCACACACAUACACGCAUUUUUAGUCUCUCUCAAACUGUCCCAUCAAAUUAAAGGCAAAAUCCCCCCAAAAAAACAAUCUUAGAAAAGUACUUUCUGUAAAGUAUUUUGAAUGUAAACUAAGGUCAUAGACACAAAACAUACUGUACUUUUUUAUCUCUGGGAAAAAUAUUUCUGCCAAUUUAAUGUGAAAUUUUAAGAUGAAGCUUUACAGAUAUAACUCAAUUUUCAGAUAGUAUUAUGUUAAAUGCAGCAUAUGACAGUGCUGUUUCUAGAUAACCUUAAAUUUCUCUGGAGCACUGGAUUUCCAAAACCAACUACAAUCCAACAAUUUGUUAACCAAUUCUGUUUUUUUUCUGUUUAGGGAAGAAUUGAACUCUCUCAUGGUGCUUGAAAAAAGUUUACACACAGAAAUAGAAGACGCUGAGACAGCAGUCAUUCAAACAGAGGAAAAGUGUGCCGCCAUAACACAGAGCAUCCCUGAAACUACAGAGCUCAUGAAGACUGGGAAAGACCAGGUAACUGAUAUUAUUCAUGUUUACAUUUUUUAAAAUGUUAAAUACAUUUCCUCUCAGUGGAGAGUGUGUCAAAUUAACCAUUUUCUUUCUAUUUGAACAGAUUGUGGAGUUGAAAUAUCACAUCGAGGAGGAAGUGCGAAAGAAUAAAAAAUUAAAGGAAAAACUAAUAUCCCUGCAGGAACACAUUGAGAAAGCUGUAUGUAUUAUCACAGUAUUGUUGCUUUUACAAUGUGGGUGCUGCUUCGGCUACUUAUGUGUGUCUUGAUAGUUCAUUGGGUAGUGCAUGGCUCACGACUGCCAGACUAUGAUUGGACUCUCACUGAAGCUAUGCAUGCUAAUAAUGUUUGAAUUCAUGGGGCUGUAAGGUGUUUUGCAUGUGCAUCCACACAGUGGCACACUAUAUGUUGUGUUAUCCACAGAGACUCAGUGGGGAAGCAGAGGUUUCCUGCAUAGAAGAGCAGCUCCGUUCAAAAUGUAAUGCCUUCACAGCUCUCUGUGAAGAGAACUUGGGCUUUGAGCAGGAUAUAGAAGACUACAAGAGGAAACUUUCAGAGAGGUUCCUUGUCAAAACAAAGCCUAAACACACAUAAAAUAUCUCAUCUUUGCUGUAUGCCACUUAUGUGUGUUUACUAUCAUUUCUCUGCACGUUUUUUUUUUUCUCCAGUGAGAAAACAGUGAGGCAGAUGAGUGAGGAGAAAAAGCAGAUGCUCCAGAAAAUCAUUGACAAUGACAGGCAGUGGGAAAAGGCCAAGGAGGAAGUGACCGACGUUGUAGCUCAGCACAGUGUCACCCGGACUAAACUGGAAGAGCAGGAGCAGCGCACCUUCAUGGAAGAACAGAGAGCCAGGGUCAGCGGCGGCAUGUCCACGAACUGUGUGCAUGUUCUAUACUGCAUGAGUCACAGUUAGUAAGGAAAACGUGAUAUGCCUGAUGCUCCCUUCAGUGUUAUGUGGUUUUUGUUUUACGCUCCGCAGAAAGAGAUUGAAAACCUGAAGAAAGACCUGACAGGUCAGACCACUGCCCUAGAACUACUAAAGGUAAAUUCAUGAGACUGGGUCCUUGUUUCUGACUGAGUGCUUUUCACUUAGAGUGACAGAAAAUGAGAGUGACAAAGACAGUUGACAACCUCAGGUUAUAUUGCUAACUUUCCUGAUUUAAUGUUUUGAUGGUACCAGGAUAUAUAGUUAUGUAAACAUGACGAAGAGGUGAACUUUGUUAGGGCACCGGCUGAAUAAGAACUGAACGUUAGAUAUUUCACAGUUAGUUUUGAAUUUACAGCUGUGUUGAUUUGUAUUUUUCCCAACACCAGUUGAAUGAAAUUAUACUUUCUUUGGCCUGUACAUAUUUUUUCUAAGAGGGAAAUACAUUCUGGUCUUAUUUACUUUUGCAUCAGGCUCAUUGUGAAGAUUUAAAUGAAGAAUUGUAUCGGCACCAGAGGUGCUCAGCGCUGACAAACCAAAAACUUCAGAAGGAAUUUGACGAAGCAUCUUCAGCAACAAAGACUCUGGAAACAAAGGUUGAGGUACUGAAAGAAUUUAGCAAAUAUUAGAACAUUAUUACAUCUCGACUCUAGUUAUAAUAUUUAGGACAAUUUGUAGAAGUUUUAAGUCUAGCAUUUUUACUUAACUUUUAUUUCUGCAGAAAAUCAGACUGUUGACGGAAAAGUUUGAAAGGACUGAGAGCGAACAAAAGAUCUCAUUAAUCAACCUCGACCAGGAGAAGAAACUCAAAUGUGAUCGCCUGAGAGCUGCUGAGGUAAGAAACAAAAACCAACGAGUGAACUGAAGCAACUCUGUCUAUACUUAAGGAAGAGUCCAACUUGCUUUGUGUGUCGCAAAUCACAGUGAUGGAACAAAAUGAUCUCUUGUUCAAAACAAACUGCUUUUUAGAUUUUUUUGUUACACUUUAUUUGACGCCUAUCUCUAUAACGCAUUAUGAAUAUAUGUAUAAUGCAUGGUAAUCACAUUAAAGCACUGUAUAACUGUCAUCAUAAACACUCACAAAUGAUCAGAAUGCUAUAUAGCAAUAACCAUAACACAUUAUAAACCAUAUAAUCAUCAGGUAUUAUAAUGUGUUACGCUAAUUGUUAGAAAGCCUUCUGAUAAUUAAUAAAUGUUUAUAAUGAUAGUCAUACAAGUUUAUAAGCAAAUUAAAACACAUCAUAAGCAUUAUCUACGUGGGCAUUGUCAGUGAGUUGUUAACAAUUUUAACACAUUAUAAUACUUAACCUUGUAAGUCAUGAUAAAAAUGCUUUUUAAUGUGUCAUGAUUAUAGCUAUAAAGCAUUAUGAUCAUUUAUGAGUGUUUAUAACUAUAGUUAUACACUGCUAUAAUGUGAUUAUAACGCAUUAAACAUAUAUUUAUAAUGCCUUAUAGAAAUAGGCGUCAAGUAAAGUGUUACCAUUUUUAUUUUCUACACAAAUGCUACUGUUUCUCCUCAGGAUUUACAUGCUGCCACUGUAAAGAGAUACGAAAACAUCCUGGACAGAAUCAGUGGCCUCACAGAGAAGAGCAAAGAAUACCAAGUUGCUUCAGAUGAAAUGGAAAAAAUCGCUGAAAUUAUACCAGGAAAUAUAGAAGACCUUAAGUAAGUCGGUCAUACUCAGCGUAAAAAUAACCAUAGAAAUACUCAGCCUUUGCUUGAUAACGAAGAAAGCCUUUCAUCAUAUGUUUAACAGUAUUUAAAAAUGUUCCUAAUGAGGAGUAUUUUCUAAAAUAAUGAUUUAGUUUGAGUAAAUUUAUAUCAGCUCUCCUGCUAAUGUCGCAAUCCUAUAAUUAUGACAUCAAAGAAAUGCCUUUUUAGAAAAUGAAUAUCAUUGUUGUGUAUAAUUCUUUCCUCCAGAAGUGUUUUUGAUGUGGUGGAAUUCAAAAACAAAUCAGCUGCUCUCAUAAUGAGCACUUUGCAGUCUGAUAUUAAUAACUGCCAACAACGAACACAGCGAUCCAUGCAGACACACACUGCUCAUCUUACUGCAAGAAAACAAGAAAUGGAAGACACCAAGGUAACACGACGUUAUUCAGUCUAACUCUGUGUAAAUACAUGACUUUUUGUUGUGUCAAGAAGUGUGAGACAAGCUGUAAAAAAAGAUAGAAAAAAAAAAAACAUCUCAUUGUUUAUUUGUUUGUGGAUUAGUGUCAGCACAUUGCUUGUCACAAUACUUCCCUUAAGAUGCAGAGAAAAGAGCUGCGUGCAAUUAAAAUUACAAGCCAUGGUCAAUCUUGUUUAAGUGCUUUCCCACAAAUGACAACUCACUGUUGUUGUAGUCUUUUGUCUGGAUGAGUUUGAUGAUGCAUGUCAUUGUGAGAUUCAGUGCAUAUUGUGUUACCUGUAGGCCAAUAUUUUACAUAGCAAUUUCACUGUAAGCACACAGUUUAGAAUAUCAAAUAAGCAUUUAACGUCUGCAUUUUUUACCAUCACAUCAGAAAUAGUCUCUGGUAAAAACACCAGCAUACUGUGCACAAAAUGGCAUGUAUUUGAACUCUCUUUUGUGAGAGAAACCCCUAUUUAUUGUAAGGUUUUCAUCUGCAGGAUUAUCAGCCCCAGCCAGAGCCUCUUUGCUGAUGGGGGUUUCACAUGGCUUAUCUAAUGUGAAAUCGCCAUGUGGUAUAUAGUUUCAUUAAACGGUGAUCAAGAAUGCAUUAGUUCAAAACAAGAAAAGGCAAUGGAGCUUAAGCCGCCAUGCAUCCAAGUGCAGCAACUUUAAAGAAGUUGUUGGCGUGAGACAAUUUAAGAAUUAGAAGUCUUCCUCAUAGACACAACUCCCAUUAGCCAGAUAAAAGUUAGUCAUGCAAAGCAGGGUUUAGUCUUUUCACUCGACGAAAUAAGAUGAUAUAACAACAAUACUCCUCACCAAAUAAAAAGAUCACAGAGAGUGAAGCUGUAAGGAAAUUGGUCACUUUAAUCGUUGCAACCAAUAUAAAGCACACAUAAUGUCUGCAUUAGCAUAAGCACAGUGUGCACUCAGAAAUCACAGUGCAUGAAGCAGAAUGGUUAGACACUUCCAAAUAUUCUUAUAGAAGAGAUUUCUUCUAAAAAUGCUGACCAAAUACUCCACUCUUACGAGCUCCUGUGGAUUUACAGCCCCUCUUUUAUAUUAGAGACUAAUACGGGUCAAUAUAACUAAAAACCUGGAAAAUCCAAAUGUGGCUGUCUCAGAUUACACCUAUGAAGUAUUAUUUUGAAGAUACUAACACAGGGUCUUUAAAUUUGAAUUCUGUUGAUGUGUUUCAUCCAAGGUAUUCCCUCUGCAUCACAUACGUACCUAAAAAGUGUUUCAUCUUUCAUACAUGCACCUAUUUUUUUUGUUUUUAUUUGAUCAGGGCCUGUCGUAUGGCGAGCACAAAGUAAACAAUGCAAACUGCCGACGCUAUCAGUUUCUUAUGGGCAAUGAAGUGUAAUUUGUUCCAUUUACACUUCACAACAGCAUCAGAUGGGCUUUGUCAGUGCUGCAUGGAGUAAUUAAACCUGAAAUCAAUAGCAGGCAUUUGUCAUGUUUACAGCCCCUCUUUCUGCUGGGUUAAACUCAUCACUUUAGUGCUGUUCUGUUUUACUGCAGAGACACACUUCAUUAUGUCUGCAGGUAGAGUUGAGAUAUUUGCCAGCCACAUAUCCCGCACUCAGGAAACAUUGUUCACAUGAAAAGAGGACAUGCAGAGAGACACAUACUCAAUUUGAUUUAUUGUCUUGAUUCCCUAGAAAAGUGCCCAAUAUUGCAUGCCUGCUUUUCAUGUUACCCUCAUUUACAGCACUAAUACAGGAAAAAGAGCAUAUUGUACUUUAUGCACACGUUGCAGAACAGCGAUACAACUUGAACGUUUCCUCAGCGGUCAGUACGAUCUUACUAUGUGUUGUGUACAGUAGAGGUCGACAGAUAUCACUUUUUCAGCUGCUGAUGCCGAUAAAGAUUAUAAGGGAGCAUUUUAGCUGAUUGCCAAUAUUACAUGCUGAUUCUAAAUUGAUACUGAUUCUAAUGUCAUGUUGUUUCAUUUUUUCUUCUUUGUUUGAAUUUGACAAAAUAAAACUAUUAGAUAAUGCGAAGAAAUGACAAACAAAAUUGCUAAACUUGAAUUAAUAUUUUUUAAAUAAAUGCAGAUGGAGAGACAUUUGGCUCUGUAAAAUAUCGCUACAUGGGAUUUUUGAAUUUAUAUCCAGUUGUCUAAAAGUGCAAAAAAUCAUAUGAGGUAAAUAUUAAGGUUUGAAUAACAAUCGAAAAAAGGUAAUUUACAGAUUCAUUAUUUCAUGCAAACUAAAAUCUGAUAUGCAUGGUUAUUAUCCAGGAACAUGUUAGAUUUCAGAAAAUAGGUGUUUUUUCUAUCUUACUAUUAUCACAUGAUCUAUAUUAAAACACUAACCAGUGCUGGUCCAACACCAGAUUGGUGCAGGGCCAAUGCUAAGCUUGUUAACCCAAUAAAGAAAUCAGCCAUGAGGUGAUUGGCCAACUUUAAAUUUGGUUUGUUACUAAUGUAAGUUACAUUAAUUGAGUCACAGAGGAACACAGGCUUAAGUUAACCAGCAUAACAGUGAACACAACAACAUGUUACCUGACAUAACGCUGUAAUUAUUCUAGUCAUUUUUGCACUAUGCGAUAUUCAGAGUUUAAUUAAGGGGAAAAGAGAAAACCGGUAUACCUCGACAGACGCUCUGAAGUGAUGUUCCAGGGUAAUGAAUAUGAGAAAAGUAGAUGGAUCUGUGUAUUACAAAUGAAGGUAUAGAGAUGGUGUAAGUUUGUCACUUUGAAAGUAGUUAGAUUAUUAGCCUGCUUGUGAUUUCUUGGUUAUUAAAAAAUUCUGUUGUUCUCACUUUACGUGUUCGCAGGACACAUUGAAAAUUGCGCUACAGGAGAACGAACAGCUUGCCAGCAAGUACGAAAAACUUAAGAGGAUCCUCACUGAGGCAAAACAGGAAUCAGUGUCUGUCCUGGGGGAGAAAAACCACACACAUGAUGCUUUUCAUUGCUGCACACAGGUACCGUUUAUAUAUGUCCUAAACAUCACUUCCCCUCUCUUUAUUUUUACAUUUUGUUUGUCGGCUUUAAAGUUUUCACUGCCAUCUUAUGCCCUGAUCCCACAUGUUCUAUCCCAUGCACUGGAAAGCUCCUCUUUGCAUGGGCAGCCUUUUAAACAAGGUUUUAGUCUUGCAACCAGCGAGGAGGUUACUGCAGCAAUCUAAUAAUGAUGAGAUAACUUGAGUGGAGGAGGAUGAUGGAUGUGACAUAAUGUAAUGAUAGCACUGUGGUUUUGCCACCAAAGGGAGUAUAGAGAAAGGUUGAUGGUACAUGUAAAUACUCUACCUACUACAUUUUCUUGAUUAUAGCUUUAGUAAGGUGGUCAGAGGUGAAACAUUUUAUUAUCAACGGUGUCACAAAUGUGCCCCUGCUCACUACAGCUCACACACCAUUAGUUAGGCACAGGUUAGAAAUGACAAAAAAGCACAUCCAGUACUAAAAUAUCAACCGGGGUCUUGACUAGUUGAGGGAGACAACAGAGCAGCAUUUUAGCAUUUAAUCUUUAUAGUUUUUGACACUAUUUAACUGGAAUAGAAUUACGCAUGACAGGCAUAACACUCGAAAGAAGCCACAGUGCUCCUGCAAUAGAAAAUACAUAUUAUUUGUUCCAAAAAUGACUAAUACCUUUACUUGAGCAAUUCCUCAUCUAACUGCAUGAAUGUUAUCAAGUGAAAAAUGCAUGCAAAAAUAAAAUCCUGUGGACAGGAUUUUCCACGCUCAUGAUCAAAGCCUGAUUUUCUUUUACUCUGGAUUCAGCCUUCACCAUUUUUGUUUGUUUCAACUCCACACUUCUACAACAGCAGCCUCUUGGCUAGUGUUUUAUAAAUUUAGUUUUUCUAACAAGCUUAUGAUUAAAAAAUGUUUGUGAGAUGUAGAUGCAGGCCUUUCACAUUUAAUCUGAUAUAAACAAGAAGAUUUAAGCCCUCUUCUUUCCUGUUUUUAAGAUUACAGUUAUCUUUAUACUGCUUGCUUUUUAUGUCCUAGUAAGUAUACGUACUUGAUAAUGUGAUUAUCCUUGAUUUAUUUGUAACUAGAGGCAAUGGGGGAAAGAUACAACACUGUCAGUAUCUUUGCAUGAAUCGCAACAUGUAUCUGUGAGAGAUGCCCCACACCUUUCAUUUAUGGGUGCAGGGCUCAUAAUCUCUUUAAUUCAAUUCAACCGAGAGGCAUAAUGAAAACCAUCUCUUGUGUUUUCUGAUAUAGAAGUACAAUCAGGUCAGCAGGCAUCCCUUACCUGAACCCUUAUCUAACAGUAGCAUGUACAGAAACAAAAGAUGGCUCUACCUUAAGAGCAGAAAUGGUUUAUUUUCCACAAGCUGACAUAUUGGGAUAGAUAAUGUCACCCCUUUAAUGUUAGAGAAGAUUAAACAACUAUACACAUGAGAACUAAAUUCAAUAACUCAACACCAGUAUCAAAACUACUUAUAUUUAAGAGCCUUAGUAGUGCCUUUAAGUGCCUUGAAUUAGUAUAUUUUUAAUUUUUUCCCAUUUACUGAUAUAGUACUUUUUACAUAUACUCUAAGAUCUCUUUGUCUCUUUAUGUGGACAGAUUUCUGGGGUAGUAUAUAUACAGCCAUGUGUACGGUCAAACAACUACCAUCAACUUUCUAUGAAAACAGAGUUUGAAGAUCUUUGGUCACUCAAAUGUGUUAGUUUGGGAGUUUUUCUAUAUUUCGCCAUUACAGGUGAUGCUCACACCACAGCAGCUUUAACAUACAUUUAUUUUAGAUGAAAACAUAUGUUUAUGAAUUAGAUGGCCAUCCAACUUGAAAUUAUGGUUAUAUGUAGAAUACCACAGCUUUCUAUUUUAAAGCAUACAAGUGGUAUGUUUCCAAUUUUUUUUAGUCAACACAUUUCUUAACAACAUUACUUUUUUAUGCUGUUGCAGUAAUGUUGAUUGUUCUGCAUGGGUAUAUGACCUCAUCAGAAUUCAGUAAUUGUAAAGACACCAUAAUAAAUAAGGUUCUCAUCCAUAAUUGAAAAAAAAUGUCAUCUGAUUGUACUUGCCAGUAUGUGCCUCUUGUAAAAAUCCUCCAAAUUGUAUACUGUACAUGAAAGCAUCGCUUUGUUUAUGUGGAGGCUUUCAGCUCUUAGUUUUAACAGGGUACACCAUAAAGAGCAUUCUUGUUAUUGUCUUUCCUUCAGGAGCUGAUGACUGAGCUAAUUCGCUUUAGUUUUCAAUGCACUGGGGAACACAUUGCCAAGCAAUGAUAAGCUUUGUAGGAAGAGUAGAGAGAUGGAGGGGGGAAGAAAAGCAAUGGCAUCUAUCAGAAUUUAAACCUCUUUGCUUGAAACUGUGUUCAAAUAAUAAAGCAAGCAGCAUGUCUUUCCGAGAGACUAGGAAUAAUUUCUGGUUUCAGUGGGGGGUUCAUGACUCUGUGUGUAUGUGUAAAAUAUGUCUUGAGGGGAUUGGUAUAAAGUUAAACUGGGUGAAGUAGAAAUAUUUUACUCAUCAGCUUUGCAGUCACAGAGUUUGCCUCGGCUAGAACAAAACUGCUGAAGCAUUUAGAGAAAAUUAACCCCCCAUCCUGGCAGCCAGAUGUGACUGGAUUCUGAUGAGUGCACACGAGUGGGCAGAGAAACCAAGAGACUGUGAAAUUCCUGUCAGGCCCGUGUACUGCAGAAUGGGCUAUUGACUGCUUUCUCUAUUCCCCUCCAUCAUUCUUCUUGAACACUGCCAUUAAUUUCCUCUCCUGCCUUACCAAUUCCUUUUCUCUCCCUUCUCUCCCUCUAGCUCUCUUUGUUGCAGAAGAGGAUGCACAAAGCUUUGGUGAAAUACUUCAAACAACGCAGCCUCUACAGCCAGGCUGAACUGGACCGGUGCCAGGCUCUUUCUCAAGAGACCGACCAGAAAAUAAAAACAGCCCAGGUAUUUGUACAAAUAAAUGUAAAACAGGCAGGGAAACUUCACAACUGUCCCUAUUCAUAUAAAUGGUAAAUCCCUUUAUUCAACUUUUAUCCAAGUCUAGGUAUUCUACCGGAUGGAGGGGUAUUCUUUCCAUACUACACUAACUCCAUGUUAUGCUUGGCAUUGUUUGAGCCUCUUCUGGCUAGUCGGUUGCCUUGUGUCUUCUUUGCCAAGCAAGGGCAGCCAGGCAGACAUCCACCAAGGCUUUGUGCCUCAUUGCUAUGGGGGGAGUUAAAGACACCACUCUUACAUUACACUCUAUACAUUCACUCAUCAGAUCACAUACUCCCGUGAUGGAUGAUGUGUCUGCUAGACUUCCUAUGCAGUGACUCCAUGUCUGAGGCUAACUCUGCCUCCCUAGAUAACUCUAUACACACAACACACCGCUUGCACACGUUGCAUUAACAUUGAACAUGUUUAGCAGGGGCAUGUGUUACUUUUAUGGCUCUUAUGGAGAGUUAUCAGUCAUCUGGAGGAUAUCCGCGUUACAGAUUCUCUCUUGUGAGCGCAGCAACCCCCGCUGUCUGUCUUGCAGAAGAGUAGCAGCAUGUCCUGCAAGGUUGAGAAGUAAGGAUCUUCAUUUAGAGGAUAAUCGGUGUCUAAUCUGUGCUGUGAUGUGAGAUGAGGUCAAAGCGGACGGAGAGACAGUGAUGAAUCUUUAUGAAAUACCCUGUCCAGCAUCACCACUGAGCCAGGUGGCAUAAGACCAUGCUAGGAAUUACUCUCCCAACACUUUUCACUCCUUUUGAAUUUACUAUUCAUGUUUUGCUGUCAAAUAAAUAUGUAUUCUGAUUUUUUAGCCUAUUUUUGUUCACAAAAAUCUUAUUACUACUUGUCUAUUUACGCAAAGUACUCUGAUUAGAUUUGAGCUUGUCCACGGGAGCCCUUAGUGAAAAUACUAUUAAGUGGUUUCUCUCUCAGUUCCUCCUCCUCUGACUGCUGACAUGUUUUUUUGAUGGGUUUGCUCCAGACAUUACAGGGAGCAGCCAUGUCUCACUGGCCCAGCCUGAAAAGGCCCCAGCAGAUCACAGCUCAAGGCAGGGAGGAGUAGGGCACAGGGGGAGGAGCUAUCAGAGAGCCGCAGAGUGUGAAGGACAAAAGAGCUGGUGUAUUCAAGCGCACCACACCGUCACCCGUCACAGCUCAGCACAGGGUCCAUCAGAGCAGGCAGCACUCACUUUAAACAGGCUCUUCGUGAACAGUCCAGCUAAGGGUCUCUCCUUCAAAACGUACACAUGUAGAAAAACCUAUAGGAGAAAGGUAAAGAAAUAAAAAAUCUUACAGGAGUUUAUGAGCAGGAAUAAACACACAAUCUACACUAAUCUCUAAAAACUAAUUUGGUGUUAUGGUCCUCCAAAUGCGAAGAAACAUUAUUAUGACUGUUUUAAUAGUUGAGCAGUUAACAAAGAGGUUUACUCUUUAUUAAAUGAUGCACAUGAUUAACAUGAUCAGAAUUGUAGCAGCUUUGAAGGAAAAACUGUAGACAUCAGAAAGGAUAACCGAUACUUGUUGUAAAUGGAGUCUUAGCAGGCUGAAUCCAGAUGAGACCUAUAGUAAUCCAUCAUAUCCACUUAACCCCACAAGCACAACAUAAGAGAGGUCAGGUUAGUACUUUCACGGCUAGAGUGUGCUUGAUCCAGAAGCAAAACGGCAUCUUGCUCAAAAGUAGCUUGAGGGGGAGGAAGGCCAGGGAACCCUAGGGUGGGUGGAUGGGAGUGGGUGGUGGUGGUGGUGGUGGUGGUGGUGGUGGGAGAGAGAGUGGGGGGGCGGCGGGCUGUCAUCCUGUUACACUCCUGCCAGAACUGGCAGUUCAGCUUUGUGUUCUGCAGUUUACACUAGGGAUGGCAUAAUUGACAAUGGCUAACAGCGGAGAGCAGUGCAGAGCCUUGUUGAAUGGCCAGUAAUGAUUGGAGCAGACGCCCACUGCCCCAGUCCCGAGGGACAGUAAUCCAAGAUCCUGUUGCUGAUAUAAUUGUUAGUCAGAGAAUUUCUGCAUGGCUAGGCCGGUUCAGAUUCCCAAGCUGGUUGACAGUGCCAGGCAGUUUAAUAGAAAAACUGGAUGCUGAGGUUUUUAAAACAGAGGAGCACUGAACCUGUACGCAGUUCACCAGGAGCCUCUUGUUCUCCUUCCUCAGAAAAAUAAGAACAGGAUGGUAACUUAACUCUCACAAUUACAGCACCACCAUCAUCUGCGAGUGUGGGAUGCACAAGUUUGUAUCACUGCCUUUGUGCACAAACAGCGUUUACUUUAAUUAGCUGUUUCAUUUAUUCUGCGUCCUCUUUUUUUUAAACAGGGGGGGCUGUCAGAAGAUAUUCAGCUCAUCUCUGCAUUUCUGCAAACCCUGACAGAUGACUCUACUACCACUAGUGAUGCUGUGGUGAACAAGCAAACCCGUCCAGAUGCGGCUGGAUCGAAGGAGUAG
This is a messenger RNA of Xyrichtys novacula (pearly razorfish), 17555 nucleotides long. NCBI's taxonomy places the organism in Eukaryota, Metazoa, Chordata, Actinopteri, Labriformes, Labridae. The record is from the annotation of a GenBank genome assembly.